AAGCGCGCGGCCGCGAGUGCCGACGCCAUUUUGGACUCGGUGUCUGGCCCGCGGCGCAGGGAUCCUACACUGUGGCUGCGGCUCGCUGAAGGCGUCUCUCGCGCGGCGACGAGAGAACCUAGGAGAAGGACGCGGACGGCGCCGGACUGAGAAGGGAGGCUUCCUCCUGGGCAGCGAGAGCCGCAAAGGCGGAGCCGCGUUGGCGCCCGCCCCGGAACCUGCGCCUCGGAUGCCUGUGGAGCGCGGUGCGCCGGAGCGGCGGGAGUGCAAGGCGUGGGGCCUCAUGUGAGAGCCGUGAGCCAAGCCGCCUCCGGAGCCCGGGGUGGAGUGUGGGGGAAGCCGCCCCCGGCAGCAGCAGUGUAAGUCCCUCACCAGAUGCUUUUAGUGGCCUAAGUUGCAUCGAUUAUUUGGGGCCUGGAAAAGUUACAGUUUGAACUGAACUGCUGGAGGCAUGAAGAGGCCCAGUUCGGUUGCUCCACAAAAUCUAAGAGAUGUUGAUCAUCCAGCUUCUCCUCUGCACUCCUGUUCAAGUGAGAGGAUGAAACGAGGAGGAGGAAGAGAUAGUGACCAUAAUUCAUCAGAAGAAGGUACUGCAGAGAAAUCCAAGAAACUGAGGACUACAAAUGAGCAUUCUCAGACUUGUGAUUGGGGUAAUCUCCUUCAGGACAUUAUUCUCCAAGUGUUUAAGUAUUUGCCUCUUCUUGACCGGGCUCAUGCUUCACAAGUUUGCCGCAACUGGAACCAGGUAUUUCACAUGCCUGACUUGUGGAGAUGUUUUGAAUUUGAACUGAAUCAGCCAGCUACAUCUUAUUUGAAAGCAACACAUCCAGAGCUGAUCAAACAGAUUAUUAAAAGACAUUCAAACCAUCUACAAUAUGUCAGCUUCAAGGUGGACAGCAGCAAAGAAUCAGCUGAAGCAGCUUGUGAUAUAUUAUCACAGCUUGUGAAUUGCUCUUUAAAAACACUUGGACUUAUUUCAACUGCUCGGCCAAGCUUUAUGGAUUUACCAAAGUCUCACUUUAUCUCUGCACUGACGGUUGUGUUUGUAAAUUCCAAAUCCUUGUCCUCCCUUAAGAUAGAUGACACCCCAGUAGAUGAUCCAUCCCUCAAAGUACUAGUGGCCAACAAUAGUGAUACACUCAAGUUGCUAAAAAUGAGCAGCUGUCCUCACGUCUCUCCAGCAGGUGUCCUUUGUGUGGCAGAUCGGUGUCAUGGCUUACGUGAACUGGCCCUGAAUUACCACUUGCUAAGCGAUGAGUUGCUGCUUGCUCUAUCUUCUGAAAAACACGUUCGAUUAGAACAUUUGCGCAUUGACGUGGUCAGUGAGAAUCCUGGACAGACACACUUCCAUGCUAUUCAGAAGAGCAGCUGGGAUGCUUUCAUCAGACAUUCACCCAAAGUGAACUUAGUCAUGUAUUUUUUUUUAUAUGAAGAGGAAUUUGAUCCGUUCUUUCGGUAUGAAAUACCUGCCACCCAUCUUUACUUUGGGAGAUCAGUAAGCAAAGAUGUGCUUGGCCGUGUGGGAAUGACAUGUCCUAGACUAGUUGAGCUAGUAGUGUGUGCUAAUGGAUUACGGCCACUUGAUGAAGAGUUGAUUCGCAUUGCAGAACGUUGCAAAAAUCUGUCGGCUAUUGGACUAGGGGAAUGCGAAGUCUCAUGCAGUGCCUUUGUUGAGUUUGUGAAGAUGUGUGGUGGCCGCCUGUCUCAAUUAUCCAUUAUGGAAGAAGUGUUAAUUCCUGACCAAAAGUAUAGUUUGGAGCAGAUUCACUGGGAAGUGUCUAAGCAUCUUGGUAGAGUGUGGUUUCCAGACAUGAUGCCCACUUGGUAAAGACCAGAUGACAUAAGGCAUGAUGAAUAAUAAUAGCACCUUAAUUUUAAGCAUAUUGUAUUAUAAUAAAAGUUUAUCUCCUGUAGGUCUGAUACAAUUCUACUCUUUUGUGGCACAGAAAUUUGAUAUCUUCAUUGAGUAUAUAAAGAUUGUUUUUUGGAAGACUCAUGGACCAGUUUUGGUCAGAAAACUUCAUCUAUUUCUUUAGCCUAAUAGCAGUUAAAUCUCAAAAAAUUUAAAAAGUGAUUCAGAUCUGAAAGUAAUAACCAGUAAUAAAGAUUAAACAUUUUACAAUCUGAAGGAAACAAAACAUAUAUAUUGUAAUAUCUAAUAAGUGAGUACUAAUAGGUUUUCCAAAAUGUUAUGUUCUCUAUGCAUUUUUUUAAAAUGUAAACUUGACAUUUUAGGGUCUUCAGUUAUAUAUACACCUGUUAUAAGGUGUUUAAUAUAGCUCAGGAAAGUGAGCAUUUUGUGAGAAAAAUGUAGGAUAUAUUGUAUCUAAUGAAAACGUCUGGUUGAAUGUUCUAAAAUGUUACAAAGCUGUUUAAAGAAGUAUAUACAGCUAAUUGGAAUGCUUAAAAAAACUGAUAAAUGUCACACACUGGUUAUUGUAGAAAGAUAAUAGAGCCAAGAUCAAAUUAAAAGAAAAUGAGUGGAAUAAAAGGGAGGCAGUGUUUAGUUUUGUAUAAACUUUUAGGAUUGCUCUAUAAUCUGCUAAACUAUAUAAAUUCUUUUCUGUGAUACAUUACUAUGUAUGUGGCACUUGGGGCAUCAUAUGUAAAGUAAGGAAUGCUUUUACUAGUUCUUCUUGGGUUUAUCUUUGUUUAAACUAGUUUUGAAGUAUUACACAAUAAUUGAAAUGCGAAGUUUAUCUAUUUUACAAAGCCAAAUUGAAAUAAUUAAAGGUAGAACUUUAAAAUGUUUAUAAAUUGUUUCCAUGAAAGAAUAUUAGUCUCCAGUGAAUUUUAGUGAUGGCUUAUUUUUACAUUUUGGAAUUAUAUAGUUAUGUAAGUAGAAUUU
Messenger RNA from Kogia breviceps (pygmy sperm whale), 2848 nucleotides. NCBI's taxonomy places the organism in Eukaryota, Metazoa, Chordata, Mammalia, Artiodactyla, Physeteridae. The record is from RefSeq and is a predicted model, not a curated record.